AAAACAUGGAAGGUUGGCAAUUCUGCAGAUGACAGCUAGGGAAAAAAAAGUUUCGAUCAACCGUUUUUUCAAAUAUUAUAAAUGGAGCCGUGUCGAAUACAUGCGCACGAUGCGCUGUGCGUAGACUACGAUGUCCUCCCUAAAUAUAAAGGAAUAUUUGAAUGUUUUCUGGCUUGCUAUGAAUCCGAAGAUGAUGGACAGAAAGCGAUAGCAUUGAACUGUUUGAAAUUUCUGAGACUAGCAUGUGCCAUAGGUAAAAUCUACCAGAAUGAAAUAAUGUCUAUGGAAUAUUUUUUAUCCAAAAUCAAAAGUAUUCUGGAUAAUGAAGAAGUUCAUAAAAGUAUCAGAAAAAGCAGCCUUCUGUUGUUGGCAGUUUUAUGCAAAGAUAAUAGACCAAACCAGGAUCUCAUGUUCAAAGAAUUUAAAGAUUUCCUGCUGGAGAGUAUUAAAAGCAACACAAUCCACACAAGCGCUGCCACGUUAAUUAUGUACAACUCGUACACAUAUAUGUUUCCUAUUGGACCCAACGCACAAGAACUACUAGAAGUAAUUCUUUCCAAUAUAGAAAUGAAUAGGUUAUGCCAACAGGAAACCAACCUACGCGUCAGUAUAUUUCUGGAAUACCUGAUGUGUAAACGCAAUGAAAUUGUCGACGGGUAUAAGCGAAUUAGCUGUGAGAAAAAAGUUAUUUUUCUUCGAUUUAUGAAAGAAUAUGAGCAUGAAAAAGUCUGCCUUGAUCCUCCAUUACAUCCUGGUCUUUUCGAACAUCUGCUUGCUGAUUUCAAAAAUAAAUCCGACUGUGUACUGAAGACUGUCGACAGCUAUUUGGAUCAAGAGAAUACAGAGGAAAUGUUUACCCUGUUGAUGUUUAUAUCAGACGUAACUUUCCUCGAAUCAUACGAUUCCUUUUUACGAACGGAUAGCGCGUUGUUCUUGAACAUGGGAUGUCUGCUCUAUCAACUGGAAUACAUUGAAAAAAACAAAAACGCUAAUAUUUUCACUUCUGUGCAAAAAAUUGAGGAAAUUGUGAACAUAAAAGAAGGCACCAGCGAUCUCAACAUUGAACAAGGCAAAUCGUUUUCGCUCAAAGCAUCGCUUGUGAAAGGAUUAGCAAACUUAGCCUAUAAGAACGAAAAAAAUCAAAACCUAGCCCGCGAAACGGGGAUCAUAACCACCAUCCUAGAGUGUAUAAAUUCAGAUGCAAGUAAUCCGCUAGUUAAGGAAUGGAGUAUCCUGGCUAUUCGUAACUUAUGCGAUACCAAUUCAGAGAAUCAAAAAUUCGUCACAUCUUUAACGAAGGUCGGUGAUGCGGAAAGUACGUCAGUAACCGAUUCUACCAGUGGACGAAAGAUAUAUUGGAUCGACUUUGAUUCUUCAACAUAGAAAACAAAAUGGAAUUAGUGAAUUAUUUAUUCAUUGGUUUUGUCCAAUGUAAUAUGUAUUGUUGAAAUUGUAGAAAUUGGAGCGAUUUAUUUUAGCCAGUCACGUCUACGAUAGUUUUG
Molecule: messenger RNA, 1502 nt
Organism: Toxorhynchites rutilus septentrionalis
Lineage: Eukaryota; Metazoa; Arthropoda; Insecta; Diptera; Culicidae
Product: ataxin-10-like
Exons: 4
Coding region: 82-1383 (433 amino acids)
Biological process (GO): neuron projection development
Cellular component (GO): cytosol
Source: RefSeq, a predicted model, not a curated record